AUGACAAUAAAAGAUUUUGCAGCCGUUUGUUCCAAAACUCCAUUGCCACUAUGUUCUGUAGUUAAAUCAACAAAACAUUUGGUACUUUCAAAUUCAACGGUUAUCGAUAACUUUAAUCCACAAAAUUUCAGGGUAGGAAUCCUUCCAAGAUGUUACGCCAGACCAAUAGAAUUAGCUAAUACAAUGAUAUUUGGCAUUGGUAAUGCAUUCAUAAAUAUUGGUGCCUUAGGUGUCAUUUUAAUCAUUAUCUAUAAUAUAAGGCAAAAAUAUACCGCUAUUGGGAGAUCUGAAUAUUUGUACUUUUUUCAAUUAAUCCUGCUUUAUAUCAUAUUAACUUUAGUAGUAAAUUGUGGUGUUUCUCCUCCUGGUUCAGAUUCAUAUCCAUAUUUAGUGGCAAUACAUCUAGGUGUUGCAGGCUCUUGUUGUUGGACUUUGUUAAUUAAUGGAUUUUUAAGUUUUAAUCUAUGGGAAGAUGGUACUGUAAAAUCAAUGGUAAUAGUACGAGGAUUCUCCGCAAUCGGAUUCAUAAUGAGUUUCUUAUCUUCAAUUUUAACAUUUAAGUCAUGGAUUCAAGACGACAAAAUAGCAUCAAUGAAUACUACCGCAAUUUUCGUAAUAGUUUACGUUAUAAAUGGUAUUGCAUUGUUAAUUUAUACAAUAUGUCAACUAUUAGUGUCACUAUUAGUUGUACGUAACUUAUGGGUCACAGGCUCAGUAUUUUUGGGACUUUUCUUUUUUAUAGUUGGUCAAGUAUUGGUUUAUGGAUUCUCAGUACAAAUUUGUGAAGGUGUUAAGCAUUAUCUAGAUGGUUUAUUCUUUGGCAGCUUGUGUAAUGUCUUCACCUUAAUGAUGGUAUAUAAAACUUGGGAUAUGACCACUGACGAUGAUCUGGAAUUUAGCGUCAGUGUGAAUAAAGACGGUAAUGUCGCAUAUAAUUGA
Messenger RNA from Vanderwaltozyma polyspora DSM 70294, 939 nucleotides. RefSeq names its product Chs7p (gene CHS7). Gene Ontology annotation, biological process: protein folding. NCBI's taxonomy places the organism in Eukaryota, Fungi, Ascomycota, Saccharomycetes, Saccharomycetales, Saccharomycetaceae. The record is from RefSeq and is a predicted model, not a curated record. The coding region runs from base 1 to 939 and encodes 312 amino acids. Gene Ontology annotation, cellular component: endoplasmic reticulum membrane. The transcript has a single exon.